This is a messenger RNA of Colletotrichum phormii, 1104 nucleotides long. RefSeq lists its product as uncharacterized. The transcript has 3 exons. Lineage: Eukaryota; Fungi; Ascomycota; Sordariomycetes; Glomerellales; Glomerellaceae. Bases 1 to 1104 code for a protein of 367 amino acids. The record is from RefSeq and is a predicted model, not a curated record.
AUGAACGCUUCUGUCCAAGGUGACAGGCCUAGCCAGGACAAGAGGUACACGCUCAACCAUACUCAAGAGAGAGCGGUACGGCGCUUACUGUUUCUGUGCGCGUUGGUGUUUGAUGCCCUCACAAUAAUCCUCGUCGUCUUUCUAUGCGUCGGCGCAUGGACAAAGUCGGGUUAUGUGAGAGAGUUAAAAGGUAUCAACAACAGAGAGGCCCACCUUGCUACCUGGUCAACGGCAUACAGCCGGCGCCCGUCAGACGAAGAGACCACCGUCGUCAUCAGUUGGCACCUCAGCAGCUGCUGCUACUCACAGUCCGACGAAGACAUACACUCAGGGCAGGAUGGAUGUAUCCGCCGGGCCCCCGGCACCCCCUUCGACCUUGAGAGCAUCAUGGAGGACGUCGCUUAUGCAAUAGGGGGAUACUCGAUGUAUUCCUCAAGGGGGGGCAAAUUCUCGGCUCUAGAAUCGCAAGACAUUGACCUCUCGAAGGCCCCCAUAAUCACCUCGUCCAGAACCGCGCUCAUUACCUACAUCGUCUUCACGUCGGUCACCGCGUGCCUCUGGUUUUGGCACUUCUUCGUCGGCAUGAUUCCGGACGCACCUGACUGUGGUCAACGGCCAUUGAGGUGGACGACAUCCUCAGGGAGGGAAUACGAGAGUGUCUUCGAAUACCACAGCGCCGGCAUUUCAAUGCUGGUCGUCACCUGGAUCGCCUCGGCAAGCCAUCUGCUCGCGGUUGCGGCAUACAUCGCUGCCGUGGUCAUUGGCAAACGACUGCAGAAGCCGGACCAAUACCCGCCAGAGUCAGAGCCGUCGGACAUGGGAUCGAUGAUUGACGAACACCGAGUGAGGGAGGUAGAAAUGCCAACGGAAGCCGAAAGAGAUGAACAUUAUAGGAGGCGUCUUGAGGAAUUUGUUCGCGUGCGCGGCCAGAGGCGACGAGCAGAAGCAGCUCCCUCUCAUUUGGAUCGCAUUCACGAAGAGAGUCAGGCGAAUCAUGCCGAUGACGAUAGCGGGUUGCCUUCGUACUCGAGGGUCGAUCCGUACGCGAAGCAUGCGCCGGUGAAGCCAAAUGCUGCGACGGGUCCGCCUAUAGAAAUGCACUGA